AUGAAGAAACUACAGCCCGAACACAGACCAUUUUGUAAACCACAACGACGACAAAAAAUCAUCAAUCGUCCGAAUCAGGAUUCUCUGUGCAAAACAGACGAUAAAAACCAUGUUGCAGACCAAAUAAAACCGCGACCACUGGUGGACUGUCAAUUCUACAAUUUAAAAUAUAAGUUCGACGAGCUGCCAUUGGAUCCGGUUAAAGAGUUCAUUGUCGAAAAAACUUCACACAUGCAAUCGGAUGUUAUAACAGGACGUUGUAAUAAAGAACUUGACUUCCAUCAUUACGAAAUGGACCUGGUGAAAACGGAUGAUGUACACGGUGAUGACGGCAGCCUAAAUGAGUUGGAGUUGGAGGAUAUUGUGAUGCCAGAGAAAUUUGAAAUGCUUCGUGAAAAGAAAACUCAUUUCUAUGGAUAUAGCCACAAACCUACUGAAGAAAAAAUCUCGGAGGUCACAAAUAAUCUAAUAAAUAUCUACUGCACUCAUCGGGUUCGAAUUUUUUAUUUUGAUUGUCGUACACGAUCGACGUUAUUUACAAAUGAAUUGAGAAGAUUCUAUGGAAGUCCUUCUGAAGUGAUAGGAAGCUUGCGAAAUCCCAGUGCCAAAUAUUUACGUCUACCUGCAUUAAAAUCGCCUCCGAAGCCGGCCGCAUUCACCUCAGGCGAUCAUUAUGCCUUAAGGACGCCACAAGAGUGUCGAAAUGAAUUAUCUAGAAUGGGCAAAAUAAUUGAUAACCUGAUAGAGCCAACUUUAAAGCGAGCCAAGGAGAAUCUAAAACGUAAUGCAGAAACUGGACAUACAACAGAAGUGGAAAAGACAAGUCCACAAAAUAAACUAAAUAAAAAAGUAAAAGUGACUAAAGCAGAAACCACCACUAAACCACUAAAACGUAAAAACUUUAAAACCAAUGUAGAAUUUUUAUUACAUCUCAAAAAUAUCGACAAACAAAAAUUCAAAUAUCUAGAAGGAUAUAUGCCUGUGGAUCCAGAAGAACAGAAGAUACGAAUUAUGAAAAAUUACGAAUGCGAAUUAAAACAGGCUGAACAACUAUUUACACCACAAGUCGAAAGACGUUAUAAGUGUCUAAUGAAACAUCUUUCCAUAAUAACUUUAGAGACUUAUCCAUCGAAAUUGAUUAAGAAAGUUUUACCAAAAAUCAAUUCAAAACUUACAUUUCUACAGGAUGCAUACAAAUUUAUACAAAAAGAGGAGAAAUUAUGGCCUAAAAUAUUUCCUGAAAUUAUGUUAAUGGACUUCCUCUUCAGCAGCGAAAGACAAAUACCAACAGAUGUCGCUGUCUUAAUAAUAUCAUCGCUAAUAGAUCUUCAAGAAGAUUUCCGUUAUUUUGUAAAACGUGCAUUUCUAAGAUAUCUAUUGAGAUCUCCCCUAGAACGUAAACGAUUGCAGUUGGUGGCAGAGCCGCCUGAAUUUCCUAUAAUGACCAUCCGGGCUCCUGUACCGUGGAAGGUUUAUGUGCAGUUAGCACGAAAUCAUUUGGAUCAAGUGUUAAUGACUACACAUCCCGUUAUAAGAGCACUCAACUUGCUUUGGCAUCAGCUAUACCAUGAUUUAGUCAUUGUCGAUGUAUCUCAGAUAGUUAUACGUGAUGUGCCCAUGAAUGCCGAUGAGUUAAUAAAAUUUGUCCAAGAAAGUUGUGAUACCAUUCGUGAGUUACUGCUUAACGACUGGAUACCACGUUGUGCGGAUAUGUUGGAUGUAAUGCGUAAAACCUGGAAAGACUUAAUUCCGAUGCGUGGCCAGCAUGGUGGUCGUGCAGCUGUUUUAUUUCGUUGUGUUCACGCCUUAAUGUCACUUCACUUGGAAGGUUUAAUAACCAGAAGUUUAACUUAUUUGUAUAAAACUUUGUGCGAUUAUACGGCUGGUAAUGAUAUUGAAAAGUAUAAUAUGUACGAUGCCAAGCUUAAACGAAGACCACUGAUGACGUUGAUUGUGUCAGUUAUUGGGGUUCACUUUGAUAAUCCGGAAAGAGUUGAUUUCCCACCGAAAAGCAAAACACCACAAAUUUAUGAAGAAAAUGAAACUGAUGACGCAAAUCCAUUUCAAAAUAAAUCCGGUGGACAAUUUACAGAUCAUCGAUCACAUGAAGUCGAUUAUGUUGCCGAUUUUCUUUUGAAAAAUUGGGGAAAAUUACAUGCGUUUCCAUAUAUUGGAACAUUGCCAGAUCUAUUUAUUGAUAUAUUCAAACGUAUUCUCAAAGUGGGCUAUAAACUACCACGCCUGGAAUAUGUGAUGUCAAGAGAUCCAGAUACUUUCGGAUAUUUACACUGUAUCCCUGAAACACAUCCUGAUAUGUUAGCUUUAUACGAAAAAGUAACAACAAUUGUGAAAAACAAUUGGAGAGGUCCCAUUGUUUACCUGUUGCCAAUCUACAAAUACUAUUAUGCAUUCUUGGCGAAUAAAAUCCAACCAAUUGUUGAACAAAUCUUUACACAACGUAUUCUACCGGAUUUGAUUUCGAUUGAAAACGUUAUGAAAAAGCUGCGCUCCAUUAUUGAUGAAACGUACGUGUUACGUGAUUUUGUUCCCCUGAACCUUUUCAUGUUGGAUAAUCGUCAUGUUAAGCAAUCGAUUGUGACGAUGGUACAGCAAAUUUAUGAUUUUAUCAUUGACUUUUAUAUGGCUGUAAAUCUCAAUGAAAAUCGUGCGAUAUGUGACGCUCUCGAGGAAAUGUCAAUGAAAGCAGGUGAACGUCCGGAGGAAACUGCUGAAGUUGUUGCAUUACAAAAUUACCUGUCAGAAUGUCGGGAUGAACGUAUCUUUGCCAUAAAAGAUGAAAUAAAAAUUGUUGCGAAACGUGUCAUCUUCUUACUAACACAUACACAGCUAACAAGUGAGGAUAUUCACUUAAAUACGCGAACAUUUGUGUUGCCCUCGGAAUUAGAGGAAGUCUUAGAUCUAAGCGCUGCGCGUCUCAAUGUUGUGCGUGAUAAUUUGGAAUUUGCUCUGCGUGAAAAACGUGUAAAAUUCGAGCAAUUAAUUUUGUAUGAAAAACGUCGCAUGGAUGGCUUUCGUGUUAAAGAAACUCGUGAUGUUCUUACUUUGGAUGAGCUUAAGGAACGUGUCGAUACUGUCGAUGAAUUAUUCGAUCUUAUCGAGAAUCUCAGUCGUGAGGCAAAGGCAAUUAAUAUCGAGGAACAAUUGUUACAAAUUGAUGUCUCGCCGUUUGCUACAUUGGCAGAAAUCGUGGAAAAAAUGGAACCCAUCGAAAAGCUCUGGAAAACGGCAUAUGAAUUCGAAAAGAAUCAUUUAAUAUGGAUGUACGAACGAUUUCAGUGUUUAAAUGCGGAUGUCAUAGCAGAGGAAAUAGAGAACAUGUACCGGAUUGUCUACAAACUAUCCCGCCAGCUAGCUUAUAAUCCUGUGGCUAAACGUGCCGCUGAACAAGUCCGUGUUAAAAUUGAGAAAUUCCGGGUAUAUUUACCGGUAUUGGACGCCAUCUGCCGUCAUGGCUUAGAGGAUCGCCAUUGGGAAAUGAUAUCCCAACAUAUGGGCAAAGAAUGUAAUCCAGCGCUUUACCCGAGUCUGAAGGACAUGAUAGAUGCUGGCAUCAUGUCUAUACUGCCCCAACUGGAGGAAAUUUCCAUUGCAGCGGGCAAAGAAUACGAUUUGAAUCAAUUGCUGGAGAAUAUGCGCAACGAUUGGAAAUCCGUUUGCUUUGAUGUUUUACAGUACCGUGAUUCCGAUACCCAUAUUUUGGCCUCUUUAGAUGAUAUCCAAACACUGUUGGACGAUCACCUUAUGCGUACCCAAGCCAUGAAGAGAUCACCUUACAUUGUUGCUCUUGGCUCUAAGGCUGAUGAUUGGGAAAAGCGUUUGGCACUUAUACAAAAUAUUAUGGAUACCUGGACGGAAGUCCAAAUUACAUGGAUGUAUUUGGAACCGAUAUUUUGCUCCGAAGAUAUUAUGCGCCAAAUGCCGCAAGAAGGUCGUAGCUUCAAGGCGGUAGAUAAGAUAUGGCGUCGUAUCAUGCGUCACACUUUGGAUGAUUUACAUGUAAUGGCAGCCACAGAUUAUCCAGAUAUGUUGAAUAUAUUCAGAAAAGCCGUUGAGGAUUUGGAAACAGUUCAAAAGGGAUUGAACACAUAUUUGGAACAAAAACGACUGUACUUUGCACGUUUUUUCUUUUUAUCGAACGACGAAUUAUUGGAGAUUUUGUCCGAGACAAAGGAUCCAUUGCGUGUCCAACCACACUUGAAGAAAUGUUUUGAAGGGAUAUCACAGCUAACAUUUGAUGAUAAUUUGGAAAUAACCGGCAUGGUGUCCGACGAAGGAGAGAAAGUAGCAAUGGUCAGGAAGAUUAAUCCGCAGACUGCAAAUGGUCUCGUUGAAAUCUGGCUGAAAGAAGUUGAGAGUGCCAUGCUGGACAGUGUCAAAGAACAAAUGAAAUAUGCUUGGGAUGAUUAUUUUGCUGUUGAACGUAUUCAGUGGGUUGUAUCCUGGCCGGGGCAAGUUGUACAAUCCAUCUCAUGCAUGGCAUGGACAUAUGAGGUUGAGGAAGCCAUCGAAACGUUUACUUUGCCAACAUACAUGAAUAAACUAAACUCACAGAUUGGAGAUUUGGUAAAUCUGGUUAGAACAGAUCUAAAUAGCGGGACCAGAUUAACAAUUGAGGCAUUAAUUGUUCUCGAUGUUCACGAUCGCGAUGUGGCCAAAUAUUUAUUGGAUGUUAAUGUCACCUCAUUACUAGAUUUCGAUUGGUUAUCUCAGCUGAGAUAUUACUGGAAAACUACAGAAAAACGCGAAGAAUGGGUCUGUGUUAGUAUGGUUGUGACCGAUGUCAAAUAUGGCAUGGAAUAUUUAGGCAACACCACCCGUUUGGUAGUAACUCCCCUUACCGAUCGUUGUUAUAGAACACUCAUGGGUGCUUUAAAACUUUGUCUGGGUGGAGCACCCGAAGGUCCAGCUGGAACUGGAAAAACAGAAACAUGUAAAGAUCUGGCCAAAGCUGUAGCCAAAAAAUGUGUCGUCUUUAAUUGUUCGGAUGGUUUGGAUUAUAAGGCGCUAGGUAAAUUUUUUAAGGGUUUAGCACAAUCCGGCGCCUGGGCAUGUUUCGAUGAAUUCAAUCGUAUCGAAUUGGAGGUAUUGUCAGUUGUUGCUCAACAGAUAUUGACGAUACAACGAGCCAUUGGCAGGAAAGUUGUGCGUUUCUAUUUUGAGGAUACAAUGCUGCGCUUGGAUCCAACAUGCUCGAUAUUCAUUACCAUGAAUCCUGGCUAUGCUGGGCGUACUGAACUUCCCGAUAACCUAAAAGUACUUUUUCGAACAGUAGCUAUGAUGGUGCCAGAUUAUGCAAUGAUCGGUGAGAUCACAUUAUAUUCAAAUGGAUUUGACGAAGCACGUCAAUUAGCUCAAAAAAUUGUACUUGCAUACAAGCUUUGUUCGGAACAGCUGUCAUCGCAAUCACAUUACGAUUAUGGUAUGCGUGCAGUGAAAUCUGUUUUGUUGGCUUCGGCAUCAUUGCGUCGCUUGUAUCCCGAUUUACCGGAAUCACAAAUAGUUUUACGCGCCAUUGUUGAUGUGAAUUUACCAAAAUUCCUGGAGCAGGAUGUUUCGUUAUUCGUUGGUAUUUACACGGAUCUUUUUCCUGGAACGGAAUUACCGAUGCCCUCUCGUGAUGAUCUUAUGAAAUGGCUGAAAAUAACCUUGGCCGAAAGGAAUUUGCAAGCAACACCUUGGUUUGUUGAGAAAAUUUUACAAAUCUAUGAAAUGUUAUUGGUCAGACAUGGUCUAAUGGUAGUGGGUGGACCAAUGGGUGGAAAAACUACAGCUUGGCAGGUGCUUGCCCAUUGUUUGCGUUGCCUAGCCAACGAUGAGACAGCCACAUUGCGUGAAUAUCCAACGAAUUAUCGCAUUAUCAAUCCAAAAGCCAUAACUAUGGGCCAACUCUAUGGUCGUUUUGAUCCCAUCUCACAUGAAUGGUAUGAUGGUGUUUUGGCUAAGACAUUUCGUGAAUUUGCCACAGCUGCUGCGAAUGAACGCUAUUGGAUUUUCUUUGACGGUCCAGUCGAUGCUGUUUGGAUUGAAAAUCUAAAUACCGUUUUGGAUGAUAACAAAAAGCUGUGUUUGAUGUCUGGUGAAAUUAUCACCAUGACCAAGCUAAUGAAUAUGAUGUUUGAACCGGCCGAUUUGGAACAGGCAUCGCCGGCAACUGUAUCGCGUUGCGGUAUGAUAUACAUGGAGCCUGCUCAAUUGGGUUGGCGUGCUUUGCAUAGCAGUUUUCUCAAUGUAUUAUCGGAGAAUGUGGGCCUCAACGAUAUUUAUAUGACAUUGUUUGAGGAAAUGGUGGAAUGGUUAGUCCCAGCAGCUUUGGAUAUCUUAACGGAUUGUAAGAAAAUGUUGGAGACAUCUGCAAUAUAUCAAUAUCAAAUGUUCUCCCGCUUCUUCUUCCACUUCCUGGAUAAACAUAAAUCCUUUAAUCAGGUAUGGUUCCAACAAAUGUUUCUGUUUUGCUUUGCGUGGGCUUAUGGAUCGCAUUUACAAGUCAAAGGCAUUAAACAUUUCGAUAGCAUGAUACGGAAAAUUCUUUAUGGUGCCAAUGAGAACUAUCCGCGACCUAAAUACUUCUCCCUAAAUCGAGGACAAAUGUUUCCCGAAAAACUGACCCUUAUGGAUUAUCGUUUCGAUGAACAAGAAAAUUGGUGGACAUGGCAAAAGUCAGGUGACGAUCCCACAGCUGUCACAUCAUUAUUUCCAGAGGGAGCUCAAAUCAGUGAACUAAUCGUACCAACCAAUGAGUCUGGUUAUCUAACAUAUUGGCAAGAAUUUUGCUUAAAUUUGUCAUAUCCUAUGCUGGUUAUUGGUCCUACCGGCACGGGAAAAAGUGCUAUAUUGACGAACAAUUUAAUGGCGUUACCCAAACAAUCGAAUAUGAUUAACAUCAUUAACUUUUCCGCAAGAACAUCGGCGCAAUUGGUACAGGAUACGGUUAUGGCGAAAUUGGAUAGAAGACGCAAAGGUGUCUAUGGUCCACCCGUGGGGAAAAAAUGUAUUGUGUUUUGUGAUGAUGUUGCGAUGCCCAGCAGAGAUACCUAUGGAUCUCAACCACCGCUGGAAUUAGUGCGCCAAUGGCUAGACCAUGGCUAUUGGUCUGAUUUAACCGAUACAAGCAAAAUUGACUUAAUUGAUAUGGGUUGUAGCAUGCAACGUUAA
Molecule: messenger RNA, 7173 nt
Organism: Musca vetustissima
Lineage: Eukaryota; Metazoa; Arthropoda; Insecta; Diptera; Muscidae
Product: dynein axonemal heavy chain 3-like
Exons: 37
Coding region: 1-7173 (2390 amino acids)
Biological process (GO): microtubule-based movement
Cellular component (GO): dynein complex
Molecular function (GO): dynein intermediate chain binding; dynein light intermediate chain binding; ATP binding
Source: RefSeq, a predicted model, not a curated record